Haliotis rufescens (red abalone) is the source of this 3536-nucleotide messenger RNA. RefSeq lists its product as uncharacterized. Bases 8 to 1363 code for a protein of 451 amino acids. The transcript has a single exon. The record is from RefSeq and is a predicted model, not a curated record. Lineage: Eukaryota; Metazoa; Mollusca; Gastropoda; Lepetellida; Haliotidae.
UGUAACCAUGUUGAUUGAAAUUCCUGAUGAAUCAUCAAGCUCAUUCUACAAAGGCCAAGUAUAUGUUGGCCUAAAAGACCAUGUUUUUGAAUCAUCCUCACCUAUACCACAUGCGACCGAGUUAGGGAAGAUACUGUUUGACAGAGAAGAUCCUGUGAAACCAGUUCUCCUACUCCACACAGAUGGUGGUCCAGAUCACCGGUGUAACUAUUUGUCUGUACAGGCUAGCCUCAUUGCCUUGUACAAGUCCCUUGACUUGGAUAUGUUGAUAGCAGUAAGGACUGCCCCUAAUGCCUCUUGGAGAAACCCACCAGAGCGAGUUAUGUCUCUUCUAAACUUGGCUCUUAACUGCAUUGGACUAAUGCGUGCCGAGAUGGAACCACAGUUUGAAAACAUGUUAAAGUCCUGCAACAACAUGAAAAGUAUCAGAGAAAAAGCAACCAUAUUUCCAGAUUUGGAAAAAGCCUUUGUUGACAGUCUUGAAGGUGUGAAAAUACUACUGGGUGAUUUGUUUUCCAGACUGUCAUGGAAAGAUCUGCCACUUCAGAUGUUUCAUGCUGCGUCAGUUGAAGACCAAGAUACAAUGGUGACCUAUCUCAAGGAAAUGGAUGACACAAUUUCGUUAGAAGGAAUGUCGGCAGGAGAACUUAGAGCCAAACAAAAUCUAAAGAAGUUCAUGAGCCACUGCUGUGUAUGCCGACGUUAUAUGUUCAUGAUAAAGAAAUGUGGCCUGGCUGAUUGUGAGAUUUGUCUGCCCCCAAGACUGUGUCAUGAAGACUUCGACAGUCUGAAGUGGUUGCCUGAUCCUGUGCCAUUUGAUGAUGGUCAUCAUUACAAGUCUUUUGAUUCUGUUUAUGGAACAAAUACGUCAGAAGAGCACUGCCCAUCAAUGCAAAAAAGGCCACCAACACUUAAUUCUCAUGGCAUACCCUUUAGUCCCUCUGCCCAAACCUGUAAGACAGUUCAAAGGAAUGUGUUUUGCACAGAGUGUGGAAAACCAAGAGUUCUUUACUGUGAGAAGAAAAUUGAUCGCUCAAGUUUAAUAAUUCUUGACAGAAUUCUUGAAUUGUAUGAAUAUUCAUGUGGGUCCAAUUUGCAGGAGCUGAUGAAGCUCACUACUGUACGUGUGAAUGAGGUGCUGAAGAAAGUUUUUGUUAGAAAGAACCUAAAAUGUGAGAAUGACAUUGAAGUACCAUACUUCAGUUCUGGUAUUUUUGCUGAUGUUUGUGUUCGGUGUGGUACCAGUGCCAAUUUGCAGAACGAGAGUGGUGUGUUCCCCUCUUGUCGAGAUUGUUCACCUGAGAAAUUGCAUACUAGACAGUCAUCAACUAGACAGAGCUGUGGCAAAAAAUCUAAGCUGUAAACAGUACUUUGACAGUUCCUUGAGUUGAUUUAACAUGUAUCCAAGGCAUCUUGAAUAGUUUUAUUUAUACAAAUGACAUGUUUAUUUUGUGUAACAGUGUGUAACAACAGAUGAUAGAAUUUGAGGGCAACGUUUUUUUGGAAUAAUGAUGUUUUUAUGACAUUGGAAUGACAGCUGGAACAAAAAGAUGAUUAAUCAUAUUGAUUGUAAUGUUAUCCAGGAGAUGUGUUUGAUAUGCCUCGAAAAUCCAGGGAUUGUCAUGCCUUCAACAAUUAUGGUGUUAAACUAGCAGAACUUUGUCGUUCUUUUAAUCUUCACGUCUUUAAUGGCAGGCUCUUUAAUGAUCAGAGAGGAGAGUUCACUUGUGUAACACACAAUGGAGCAAGUGUUGUUGAUUAUGUGUUAGCGUCAUCAUCCCUGUUUCCCCAUGUAACUGACUUUGGUAUUGGUACAAGAGAUAAUUCAUGCCACUUUCCAUUAUACUGCAGUCUUAAUCUAGAUUUUAACUGUUUAUAUGAACCUUAUUGUAAAUUGCCACAAAAUGAUCUUCCGCAAGAUGUCAGUACUGAGCCAUGUAAAUGGUAUACCGGGUAAGUAUGUCUGGAGUAGAGACUCUGGUAACACUUUCUUUGAUAAUUUUAAAGCUGGCUUUUAUGAUAUUAAAUCUUCACUAUGUGAUAUGAUUGAUACAAAUGUGGAGAGUGCCCUAGUUCAUAUAGUUAAUAUUAUUCAUUGUGCUGCUAACCAUACCAAAAAGCUUUAUACACAAUUCCGCAAACCAUUAAAAUUAUGUCAGCCACAAUGGUGGGACCAAGAUCUGGAAAACUUGAAACAUGAUAAGUAUGCUGCUCUCAGAGCCCAUAGAGACCACAAUGCUGAUCUAGACCGCUUUAGAUAUUUUAGACGCUUGUUUAAGAAAAGUUUCAAUUCCAAAAAACAGCAGUAUCUACAAACUCAGAGGGACAAAUUAGUCGCAGCUAGAUCUGACCCAAGUCUUUUCUGGAAAAUCAUUAAAGAAAACAAAUUUGGUAACACAAUUUCUGAAAAUAUUUCAUGCCAGCAAUGGUUUGACCAUUUUAGAUCACUUUUAUCCACUGACAAUAGCACCCAGUAUCCACUCUAUGAUGAUUCUGCCCCCUCUGCCUCCGAUAGUUUAAACCAUCCCAUCUCUGAACAAGAAGUAUUAUCCCACAUAAAAAAUCUACCUAACAGAUGGCAGAUGGCAUACCAAAUGAAUUUAUUAAAUCCUGCAGUAACCUUCACCUAUUCUCACCAAGAUUUUUAAUCAAAUAUUCUCUACUGGUUCCUUCCCAUCUUCAUUGGGUAAGAGUAUAAUCUGUCCAUUACAUAAAUCUGGUGAUAAAUCAAAUACAGACAACUACAGAGGAAUAUCUCUUAUAGACACUUUAUGCAAGGUUUUUACAUCUAUCCUAAACAGCAGAUUACAGCUAUGGUGUGACACCAAUAACAUCCUCAGUGAAGCUCAGGCUGGUUUUAGAACUGACUAUUCUACUAUUGACCAUAUGUUUACAUUACAAGCUAUUACAACAAAAUAUUCUGGCAAAAAGAAGGGAAGAUUUUACUGCCUCUUUAUUGAUUUUUCGAAAGCUUUCGACACUGUAAAACAUGAUGUUCUGUUAGAUUCAAUAAAGAAAGUAGGUAUAUCGGGUCCCAUUUAUAAUGUCCUAGUUUCCAUGUACAGUGGUUUAUCAGCUUGUGUAAGAUCAGCCAAAGGUUUAUCUCAAGUGUUUCCAUGUAAUGUAGGUACUCGCCAAGGUUGAGUCUUAAGCCCACAAAUGUUCUUAAUUUUUAUUAAUAAUUUGUCCACAGUAUUUGAGGAAUUAGGUGGUAAAGGUAUUCAUAUUUCUCCUGAUAUAGAUAAUUUAUGUGCUCUUCUUUUUGCUGAUGAUGUUUCUGCUCUCUCAGAUAGUUGUGCCCAGCUUCAAAAGAAAAUUAAUGCUUUGGAAAUAUUUUGUAAUAAAACAGGCAUGCAAAUUAACUUUAAAAAAACCAAAGUAAUUGUAUUUAGGCAAGGUGGCCAUCUUCGCAGUUAUGAAAAGUGGUUUUAUCAUGGUGAACCUAUUGAAACUGUUUCAAGCUAUAGAUAUCUUGGCUUAAAGGGGCACUGAUCUAACGCAAUUCCCCGGGACUGGUUGUUGUCUUUGUUAUUGUU